Molecule: messenger RNA, 1107 nt
Organism: Linum trigynum
Lineage: Eukaryota; Viridiplantae; Streptophyta; Magnoliopsida; Malpighiales; Linaceae
Source: the annotation of a GenBank genome assembly
GUCAAAAGUUGCAAUAACUAUCAAGAUCACAUUGUUAUAAUGAAUCCUUGUCAAUUGUCAUGUACCCCCAACCUCCUAAAAGGCAAUAAUUCUACUUCCUCCUUCCAUCUAGUUGGUUCUUGUUUUCCAUCUUCACGAUGAAGAAGAGCAAUUCUACAUCUCUUGGUUUAAAAGUAACAUACCCUAAGCGCAGAGAUGCGAUUGUGAAGAAAGCCACAGAGCUAUCUCUUCUAUGUGGCACAAAUGUUGGUCUCAUUUUGUUCUCCCCCAAGGGAAAAUUGACUAGCUUUGCUACCCAUGGAAGGAUUGAGGAUAUCUUUCUUCAAUACAUCGAGCAAUCUAAUGAACUCCGCAAAGGCUGUGUAUCCACAAAUCAGGCAAACUUGCACCAACCUCUGAAGCAACUGAAAAGGGAAAGAGAAAUGUUGGAAAAACUGGAAAGGAUCGAGACUCUGGAGGGGAAACUACAACAACUCAACCAGCAGCAGCGGGAAAAGCAAGACAAGAUGAAGUGUUACAACUAUGAAAUGCAUAAGGUGAGUUCAACCAGUGAGGCCUUACUACAUCAGCAAUUCCUCACUAAAGCAAUUCACAAUGUUGAACAUCUUAAGGCAAAGAUGAUCAACAUGGAGGAAGAACAGUCGCAGAACCUAAAGAGCAUCGAGGUCGCUGAUGUAGAUAGUGAAGAGUUUGAUGAUUUGCUAACAUGGGGGGAAUAUAUGAAUUCUGAAAAGAACAGGAAUGAAGUUAUAGAGAGAAACCAAAAUGGAGGAACAAGUGGACCACAUUUGAGCCUUGAAUUCCUAACAAAGCAAAAGCAGUGGAAUCUAAAUACCAGCUCAGCAAAAAUCCCCAACAAAAGAGUUUGACAAUCCAAAUAUAUUAGCUGGGGAUUUUCCAUCUCUAAUUAUCAAUUUACCACUCCAAUUGGAGUCAUGUAAUUCCAAUUCGAGCCAUGUUGGUGAAAGCUUAAUUCGGAUUUUUUUUAUUUGCAACUUUUUGAUCCAACCUUGGGGGGAAAUUACUUCUUGCAUUCCGUUGAUGCUUGAUUAAAUUAUUUAUUUCUCAUCAAUAAUGAGCCCCUCAGAAUAUAGAUACUUGUGUUAU